AUGUCUAACAUUCAUCGAGAUAUCAAGGUCACUCAUGAGGCAGAAGCUUUCUCAUCUCAACAACCCAAACAAUCAUCAAUCGACCGAAUCUCGCGAAAAACCCCCCAACAACACUUGAAGAGUUUGUUGGUCUUAACCACUGUAGGACUUGUGAUCUUAUGGUUCAAAGAUUUUUUUGAAACACCUCUCAGAAAUCAAGAUCCAGAAGAUAUAAAGCUUAACCGAUGGAUCGAAACUCAAACGAAUAUUUCAUGGAAUGCAUUAUUAGCGAACAUUGGUGUCAAUGGAACUUAUCCUGGUGUGGUAAUCGCUUCACCUUCGAAACAUGAACCAGAUUAUUUUUAUACUUGGACAAGAGAUUCAGCUCUUGUGAUGAAAGAAAUCGUAAUACGAUAUGAAGAUGGUGAUCAUUCACUUUUAGAAUUAAUCAAAUCAUUUGUUUCAGUUUCAAAGCAUAUUCAAGAUCAAUCUAGAUUGCAUUCUACUGUUGGUUUAGGUGAACCAAAGUAUUAUGUUAAUGGUGAUGUGUUUAUGGGUCCUUGGGGUAGACCUCAACGAGAUGGUCCAGCCUUGAGAGCCACAACUCUAAUCAGAUUCGCCAAUGUCUAUCUUGAACGUGGUGGAGAAGAGGCUUCAAGUUAUGUUCGUGAAGUAUUAUAUGACGGAAAGUGGGAAUCGAGGACUGAUCUUGAGUAUAUCGCUUCAACUUGGUCGAAGACGUCUUUCGACUUAUGGGAAGAAGUAGACGGACAUCAUUACUACACCUUUGCAGUCAUUCAGAGCGCCCUUGCAGAUGGAGUUAAAUUUUCACGUCAAAUGGAUGACCCAGGUGCAGCAGAUUGGUAUCAGUUACAAUUGUCUGCUAUCACUCCUCGGUUAGAUCUAUUCUGGGAUGACCAGAGAGAUGUGAUCAUGGCUACUCAAAAUUGGACAUAUCCAUACGGUAAAACCUCUUGGUUAGACGUCAGCACGAUCUUGGCGAGCCUACAUACCGAAAACAAUGACUCCCCAUCGGAACCUUCAUCAUCUCGAAUCCUAGCCACUCAUCAUGCGCUAGUCGAGUCUAUGAGGGAUCUUUAUCCCCUCAAUCGUCUCUACGCAUCCCGGCCCGCCAAGGCUAUCGGACGUUAUCCCGAAGAUGUGUAUGAUGGUGUCGGAAAGAGUGAAGGUAAUCCUUGGUACCUCGCAACUUUAGCAUGUGCUGAGAUGCUAUACCGAACCAUU
Melampsora larici-populina 98AG31 is the source of this 1224-nucleotide messenger RNA. RefSeq names its product family 15 glycoside hydrolase. The annotation marks the transcript as partial. NCBI's taxonomy places the organism in Eukaryota, Fungi, Basidiomycota, Pucciniomycetes, Pucciniales, Melampsoraceae. Gene Ontology annotation, cellular component: fungal-type vacuole. The record is from RefSeq and is a predicted model, not a curated record. Gene Ontology annotation, biological process: polysaccharide metabolic process. Gene Ontology annotation, molecular function: glucan 1,4-alpha-glucosidase activity. The transcript has 5 exons.